AAAAAAAAAUUUGACCUCUGGACUUGUCUUCACGGCGAAAAUGGCUACCGAAUGCUAUUUUCGUGUGAAAAUUCUCGAUUUUAUUAUUUAUAUUAUAUUUAACUUUAUAAUGCUAUAACUUAUUGAAAAGUUUAUGGAUCCACACAAUUUUUUUAUGAGAAAUAAUAUUUUUUAAUAAACCCUUUUUCAUUCGACAUACUUUAUCUUAAUCGAGAUAUUAAUAAGGAACCAGCAGAUCAAGUAGCUUUUGGAAUAAAACACCAAUUUUUUUAAAAUUAAACACUAUCUAAAGAUUUGCAUCGAAGCGUUUAUUUUUGAUAGUGAUUUUAAUCACUAUCAGAUAUCAUUAUACUUGAUCCAACUAUGUCACGUCACCACUGUGCCGCGACCCCCCUGUGCUGGGUUUUUUAUUAUAUUGUUAUUUAUUAUGAACGUAAUAAAUAUAAUGAUAAUAUAAGCAAGUCAAUUUUAGUUUUGAUACGAAGAGGAGAAGUUUUAUUUUUACGAGUCAAAAGCGAUCUUUUAGCCAACACGUUUUGUCUUUUGAGAGAAACGCUAUUAGAUGGAAUUGAAUACUAUUUAUUCACCAAAAAAAAUAUAACCAAGAUAACAAGUGACCAAAUGUCCAUUGACCGAACCCAUUUUUCAAAUAGUAAUGAACUCAUUGUAUAUGUACAUGGCUUUGGAUGUCAUUACAACGACAGAUUUAUAAUCCCCAUACCAAAAGCUUAUUUAAACAGAACGAUGGAUCGUAAUAUCAUAGGUGUUGAUUAUUCUCGAGUAACUGGUAAAAUAUAUUUAUCGGAAAUUAAAUCAGGAUUACAGUAUCCAACAUCUGUGUAUUGUGACUCGCCAAAAGUGGCAGAACAAAUAGCAACAUUUUUAGCUCAAUUAGUCAAAUUGAAACCAAAAAUAAAACACAUACAUUUGAUCGGACAUAGCCUAGGGGCUCACAUCGUAGGCCAUGUAGCUAAAUUACACGGGCAAAUAACUGGCCGUUUAGUCGAUCGAGUAACAGCCUUAGACCCAGCGGGACCAUUGUUUUAUUCCUCUUCAAGAGUACAUAUUGGAGUAGCAAGGUUCGUGGAUGUCGUGCACACAAAUAUUGGAGUUCUAGGUUAUGUCGAACCCUUAGGAAAUGUGGAUUUUUAUUUUAACAGUGGGUUGACUCAAAUUGGAUGCAAUGGAAGUUUGGAUGAAUUAAUAAUUUGUUCUCACAUGGCUGCGAUUAAUUAUUUUGCUGAAUCAGUUAAUAACAAGAGAAUAAUUGGAAUACCUUGUAAUGACUUUGAUAAUCUAAUAAAAAAUUACAACUUAAAAAUGAAUGCUUCUAAUUUAAAUGAAGUUUUAAAUACUUCUUGUUCAUCAAAUACAAGUUCUAAUAAGAGUUCUAUUAUUUUUGGAGAACACGUUCCUUUAAAUGCUUCUGGUAUUUAUUACAUACCCUAUUCAACGGUGCCUAAUUACUCACCUUAAAAUAUCAACUAUAGUAAAAUUAGUCAUAAAAUAUAUAUAUAUAUCAAUCAUGCAUUAUUCUCUAGACAAAAAGUAGUUAGUUAAAUAUUAUUCUUAAAAAUAUUUAUUUAUAAAAAUUCGAUGAUUAUUUUUAAUUAAGUUAAAAGUGCUAUUCUUAAGUAUAAGGAAUGAACUUAAAAAAUUUUACAUCACUAAUAACU
Daktulosphaira vitifoliae (grape phylloxera) is the source of this 1676-nucleotide messenger RNA. Its product is annotated as lipase member H-B-like. Lineage: Eukaryota; Metazoa; Arthropoda; Insecta; Hemiptera; Phylloxeridae. The coding region runs from base 364 to 1476 and encodes 370 amino acids. The transcript has 7 exons. Gene Ontology annotation, molecular function: lipase activity. The record is from RefSeq and is a predicted model, not a curated record.